Molecule: messenger RNA, 6431 nt
Organism: Anguilla rostrata (American eel)
Lineage: Eukaryota; Metazoa; Chordata; Actinopteri; Anguilliformes; Anguillidae
Product: protein Jumonji-like
Exons: 19
Coding region: 560-4660 (1366 amino acids)
Biological process (GO): regulation of gene expression; chromatin remodeling
Cellular component (GO): chromatin; nucleus
Molecular function (GO): DNA binding
Source: RefSeq, a predicted model, not a curated record
GUGAUUGGCCACGUCUGUAGAAGAAAGAAGCCUGCUGAGUGCAGUUUAUUUGCGGCGCUGGAGAGUUCAAUCAUCAACUGCUAGCUCCAGCCAAAACGUGACUCUAACCUUCUAUUUAUUUUGUUUUUAAGCUAGCUAGCGACCCGUGAAUUAAUUUCGAACAAGAUGUAACUUCCCGCCGUGUACAAAAAAAAAUCUUUGCUAUACUCCUCCGUUUUAAUGGAUCCAGGAGAGUAGAUGGCGUGCUGUUUUGCUACUAAUGGAGAUAUUGUUAUUCACUACUAUAAAUAUGUUACGCGGAGGUGAUUUUAUGUUUUGAUUGUUAUUUUCACAUUAUUCUCAUAUUGGAUCUCGGUUUUUGGAUUUUCCUAUACAUCGUGGCAAUACUUUGUGGAGGAAAUACACAACUGGGAAUAAAGCAUUGUACUUCGCUAGCUAGCUAUAGCUAGCUGCCGGGGAUUUAAAUAAUCUGACGUGUUCGAGGAAAAUAGGAAAGAGAAAAUACUGAAAACAUUAAUGUGGCGAUUCCUUUGUUGGCAAAUAUAAUUGGGAUUGCAGAAUGAGCAAGGAAAGACCCAAGAGGAAUAUUAUCCAAAAGAAAUACGACGACAGUGAUGGGAUCCCUUGGUCAGAGGAACGAGUGGUGCGCAAGGUGCUGUAUCUCUCCCUGAAGGAGUUUAAGAGUGCACAGAAGAGACAGCUGGGUGAAGGCUUGGACCCAGGAAUCAAAAGCUCAAAUGGGUCUUUGUCAAACGGACAGCUGAAGGGGUCGGGAUCCAAAGGCGGGUGUCAUGGUGGACGUGGUAAAGAUGGUGGGUUGAGGGGGUCGUCCCAGAGCACAGAUGGCGGCAGUGAUUAUUCUGAGGAUGGACCGGUCAGGAAGAGGCCAAGGCUACAAGCGCAGCGGAAGUUUGCCCAAUCACAGCCCAACUCGCCCAGCAGCACCCCGGUAAAGCUGUCGGAGGCACCGCUGCCGGCCCCUGCGUCCCAGAUAAACGACCUCUCCAAACGCAAGCCCAGGACCGAAGACUUCCUCACCUUCCUGUGUCUGCGAGGCUACUCUUCCUGGCACAACCAAGACUCUGCUGCGUUGCCUGGCAACAUGGCAUAUUUCGGGAGCUCCCAGGAUGAAGAUGACCUCGAUGAUGAUGAGGAGGAGGAGUGUGAGGACGUGAAACCAGCUGCCAGCGUUGCGUCAACAUCCUGCCAGUCCACGCCCCGAAAGGGCAAACCGCCAGUGAAGCACAUCAUCAAUGGUCAUGUGUGUAACGGCCAUACGAAGGCGUCGGGGGACAGGGACUCCCCUCCCAAACACAGAGGCAAGGAGGCCACGCUCGGGAGGGAGAGGAGCGAGCGGGCGGAGGGGCGGCGGGACCACACCUCCUCCUCCGCCGGGACCCACUCCUCAGGGGCCCUCGCCAGGGGCCACGGGGCCAGCGGCCUCCGCCGGAGCAGGUCUGCCCAGGACCUCCGCAAGCAGGUUUCGAAAGUGAACGGGGCGACGCAGGCGUCCUCAGUCCGGGCGCGCCUGCCCUGUGCCAAAAGAACCCGGGGGUUCCGCCCACUGCCAUCCAAAACUGUGAAGUACACAGCCGCCGUGACCAAGGGCCAUGCCACCUACACCAAAGCCAAGCGAAAACUGGCCAAGGAAGCCAAGCGCAAGCGCGGCAAAACCGCCGCCGCCCGCAAGCCCCGCCCCAGCAAUCACCGCCGCGACCACGGCAACAGAUCCCACCACGCCAACGGUGCUGCCCGCCACCAUCUCCACCGCUCCAACUCAGGAAAACCCCGAAGCCGCGAUGCAAAAACCCGAAAACAGGUGCUAUUAUCCAACGGGCUGCGCAAGGCGGCUAGCGGGGGCUGUCCUCCGCCCGGGGGCCGGCUCAACGGGCAGCUCUGUGCCAGGAAGGAGUGCCAUCCUGGCCGCGAGGGUCUGCGGACCUCCAGGAGGCGUCUGGAGGCGGCGGGGGCUGCUGCGGCAGAGAAACUGACCCUCACCAGCCACAGAAAGGUCAAAGUGCAGGCCCGCCCCCUGGAGACGCGCAGCAAGAGGGCUACUCAGGAGAAGGCCGGAACCGGCGGCCAUGUUACAAAGGAAAACACGAGGCCCACCCUGAAACAGACAAGCCCAGCGCUGCACAGCCCGGCUCAGCCCAGUCCAGCUAAGCUCAGUCCAGCUAAGCCUAGUCUAGCUCAGCCCAGUCCAGCUAAGCCCAGUUUGCCUCAGCCCAGUCCUGCUCAGACUCAGCCCGGUACGGCUAAGCCUGGCACAGCACAGCCUGACAUGGUUCAGCCCGGCACGGCUCAACCUGCCCCAGAGCACCAAAGGCCCAAGCGGGCGUCGGCCGGCAGACUAAUGUUCACCAGACAAGCACACUACAAGGCGCAGGCCGCCCCACCCGAAAAACACUCCUCUACCUCAAACGGCGUGCCCUCCUCCCCCUCGCUGAAACCAGCAGAAGCUAAAGCCGAGAAGGAGCGGGAGAGAGAGCGGGAGAAGGAGAGGGAGAGGGAGCGAGAGCGGGAGAAGGAGCGCGAGAGGGAGCGGGAGAGGGCCAGGCAAGCCUGGAGCUCCCUGACGGAGGUGCCGGUGUUCCGGCCCGGUCAGCAGGAGUUCCAGGACCCGCUGGUGUACGUGGACUCGGUGCGGGAGCGGGCGGAGCCGUACGGGCUGUGCCGGGUCAUCCCGCCGGCGGACUGGCGGCCCGAGUGCAAGCUGAACGAGGACAUGCGCUUCGUCACCCAGGUGCAGCACGUCCACAAACUGGGCCGGCGCUGGGGCCCCAACGUCCAGCGGCUGGCCUGCAUCAGGAAGCACCUCCAAUCUCAGGGCAUCGCCAUGGAGGAGGCCCCGCUCAUAGGAGGCUGUGAACUGGACCUGGCCCGCUUCUUCCAGCUCAUCAACGACAUGGGCGGCAUGCAGCAGGUGACGGACCUCAAGAAGUGGAGCAAGCUGGCGGACCUGCUGCGCGUGCCCAAGUCCGCCCAGGACCGGCUGGCCAAGCUGCAGGAGGCCUACUGCCAGUACCUGCUCUCCUACGACUCCCUCUCCCCCGAGGAGCGGCAGAGGCUGGAGGAGGAGGUGCUCUCCGAGAAGGAGAACCUGGAGAGGAGGAAGGGCCCCCUGGAGGGACACUCGGAGGGCGCCCAGCGCGCCAUGCUGCCCCGCUACGAGCCCAAAAACGGCCUGGUCAACGGCCUGGUGCACAGCAACGGCGUCCGCGGCAAGCUGAGGGAGCUGGACGCCCUGCCCAAGAGCGGCCGCCGCCGCCCGCCGGCGCAGGAGAGGAGGGGGGAGGACGAAGGGGAGGAUGAGGAGGAGGAGAAAGGCAUUCUCAGCGACCAGCACAAGUGCAUAUACAAGGGGAGGUCGGUGUCUUUAACCACCUUCUAUAGGACAGCGAGGAACACCAUGAACAUGUGCUUUAACAAGGAGCCAGGGGCAACCGAAGUGGAGCAAGAGUACUGGAGGAUAGUGGAGCAGAAGGAGUGCCAUGUUGCAGUGCAUUAUGGGAAAGUGGAUACUAAAACCCAUGGAAGUGGUUUCCCUGUGGGAAAGUCAGAGCCAUUUUCAAAGCAUGGAUGGAACCUCACUGUCCUUCCUAAUAAUUCGGCCUCCAUCCUGAGACACUUGGGUGCUGUACCUGGAGUGACCAUUCCCUGGCUGAAUAUCGGCAUGGUAUUUUCUACCUCAUGCUGGUUUCGAGACCAUAAUAGCCUUCCUUACAUAGAUUACUUACACACUGGUGCUGAUUGCAUUUGGUACUGCAUCCCUGCUGAGGAGAAAGCUAAACUGGACAAAGUGGUGCACACACUGCUGCAGGCCAAUGGCACGCCAGGCCUGGAGAUGCUGGAGAAGAACAUCAUGAUCUCUCCAGAGGUUCUCCAUCGAGAGGGGGUCAAAGUUCACCGGACUGUCCAGCGGAGCGGGGAGUUCAUCGUCUGUUUCCCAGGCACGUUCGUGUCCAGGGUCUGCUGCGGGUACAAUGUCUCCGAAACGGUGCACUUCGCCAGCCCUCAGUGGAUGAACCUGGGAUACCAGGCCGCCAAGGACCUGAAGUGUCGGCGAAUCGAGAAACCCUUUUCCAUGGAGAAGCUGCUGUAUCAGAUUGCGACGUCAGAAUCCAAGCGGGAGAACGGAUACAUUCUGAGUACAAUCUCCUCACUCAUCAAAGAUCUCAGGGACCUAGAGAUGAGACAGCGAGAGGAGCUGUACAGGGCGGGGCUGCUGUGCACCGCACGCUACGGCACGCAUGACGCCCACGCGCCCAGCGAGGGCAAGAAGAAGCCCCGCAAAUGGCUGGCACUGGAGACGUCAGAGAGGCGGUGCCAGAUCUGCCAACACCUCUGUUACCUCUCUAUGGUGGUCCAGGAGAACGAGAACAUUGUGUUCUGCUUGGAGUGUGCACUGUGCCACGUAGAGAAACACAGGUCCUGUCGCGGCCUCAAGAUGAUGUACCGCUAUGAUGAGGACCAAAUCAACAGUUUGGUGAGCCUGGUGUGCGGGAAGGCAAAGGCGCAGAAUGGGGAGAUCUGCAACGGCGUGAUCCCCAGCCGAACGUCGGCCCGACGGGGACCCCGAAAACGAGCCACGGUCCAGGUGUCGCUCUCCCGCAUCUCCUCCUCUCACCUGCCCACGAGCAUCUCCAGCUCCACAUGAAGCUCCUGGAUUUCAGUCUCCAUUUUGUUUUUAUACAUAAAUUUCCUUCCUCUCCCCGUAGUGUGGAAAACUUGCUGUAGAAAGCAAGAUGUCUAUUGCACUAGCUCGAAAGAAAAUCAUUUGGUUUUUAGAGAAGUAUUUUGAUUGUUUUUAGCAUUAAAUGUACAAACACACAAACGUAUAUAUAAAUAUAUAUAUUAUAUAUAGCCUUCACCUCCUGCAGCGGCUGCUUUUUUCGUCUGUACCGCUGUAGUUGUGCUGUUUUUUUAAUACAGUUUAACGGGUGGACCCCUAAAGAUAGAUGGCUUUUUCUCGUCUUUGCCCAUCAGCCCUAGGACUGCAUAUAAAGACAUCCUGGAUCAGGAACAACUCAGUAACAGAAACACAACCUUGGCUACUUUAAACCACGUGGACUUACACACACAGGUUCCACUGGCAGACACAACUCAUUUUCAUUUAGCUUAGUCUGCAACAAAUCAUUUUGGGAGAACACUUAGGAAGUCAAACAGUAAAGAGCUCUUCGGUUUGCCUGUAUGUGGGUGAUCAGUGACGUAUACAUUUUGGUUUUCAUCCACGACACAUUCUUCUCUGUGCUGAGAAAGUGUGAGGUCACAGGAGAAGGCAACAAUAGCAGCUCCAAACACAUGGACACACUCUUGGAGGAGCGGGGAUUGAGGCUGCUUUUUAUCACAUGUGAAAAUGUCCUGAUUUUAGCAGGACACACAUGCCAUUGAUUUCUGUUUGUUUUGGUGCUGUUCAUAAAAUAUCAAACAGAACACAAGAGCAAAACUGACAUUGUUUUGAGCUGGACAGAAAGGCCCCUUAGGCUUUUUAUCUGGUUCUAUGUGUGCAAUCUUAAUAACAUUCCAUUCUGUUAGUUACAUUGUUUCAUCCGUAUCAAAACGUCAGUAGCAUUAUUUUAUUGUUUCAUUUGUUUUCAUUUUAUUUCGGUCAAAUGUGCUAUCACAAGUGGAGCCACUAGUCGGUGUGAAAUGUGAAAAAAAUGUUUUGCCCCUCUUUUCUUUUCCAGAUGUAAUAUGAAAGAUAGAAUGGAAACAAAAAUGUAUCUCAAAAUGGAAAAAAAGACCGCAUCCUUUGUACAUACACCUGUAAAUGUCUUUAAAUACUUGAGCCUUUUGGGUGGGUGGGUGGGGGGGGGGGGGGAGGAAGCAAAUGCAGGAUUGAAGGAAACAGCCUUAUGUUUCAGUUCCUUCGUCUGCCACAGCUUUGCUGACCGGGUGCGUCUCGUAUCAUUUAUGAAUAAGUGCUGCUUACAUCACUGAAGAAAUAAGGACUAGCCAUGGCCCCUUAGUGUUUUUAGCUUUACUUUUAUAAAGAAAGGGAAGAUAUUGUGACAAAUAAAAUAAAAAUAGGGUUUUUACAUUUUCAUUACUGAAAAGUUGACUAUGUAGUAGCCACUCAUGUUGCACUGAGCUCGUCGGAGGUGAUGGUCCUAGAAUUAAUUACGUCCUAUAAUCCAGUUGGUUGUUUUGUCCUUUGCAGAAGACUGAACUGUUUCAGGAGUAUUUAAUGAAAACAAAGUUGUGUUUUCAAACAAAACGUGGUUGUUUUUUAUGGCCUUAUGAUGUAUUUUAUGAUUUUAUGGUCAUUUUUCUACAGUUAAACUAUUGCUUACAGUCUCUUAAUUUAUUAGCUCUGUUUUUGGAAAGGUUCAUGUUGGUUAUUUACAGUUUUUUUUUUUACUUUACACAUUUGUACUUUAAGGUUUAAUAAAAAUGUAAGGACAAUUCACUGUCACUUUCCAGAACAA